Molecule: messenger RNA, 1644 nt
Organism: Aspergillus eucalypticola CBS 122712
Lineage: Eukaryota; Fungi; Ascomycota; Eurotiomycetes; Eurotiales; Aspergillaceae
Exons: 2
Coding region: 93-1481 (462 amino acids)
Source: RefSeq, a predicted model, not a curated record
GCAUUUCUUAUAAGACGAACCCAAUGGCAUUCGGACCACGGGUCGCGCAGAAAUUCCCGUUGAAUUAAAUCCCUCCCGGCCCAGAUCUAAAAAUGCUAGACGAGAACCUUCCCACCUUCUAUCUCAAGCACAACAAGCAAUCCAAGCUUUGGAGCAUCUAUCUCUGCCAGCACGGAAACGAUCCGGAACCUGUCUACUCCCUCCGCUACCCGGAUCCUUCCUCCCCCUCCUCACAGAAUCGCUAUGCCUCCGCCCUCUACGACCCCUACGUUUCCGACAUCCUCUUCGGCGAGGUCCUGAUCAUCCCGGAAUGGACUCAACCUAGUCUCUCUGCGGAGGCCAUCCGCCAGAAUGGCGGCGUUCCGCCCCCUCCAGAACCUAUCCUUCCUUCCCGCUUCACCAUCAACCUCUACAACCCCGACCAGCAAGUGACGGUGCAUUUCAAGCCCAAAACCUGGAACAGCCCUGCGACCUGGACCUUCGAGAUGCCUCAACACAGCUUCCGACAGCCCUCCGCAUCUACCCUCGACCGUACCCAUCCCGACCCGGCUUCUGCUGACACCACCCCGAAACUGCGCUUCACCUGGCGCAAGGACAGCAAACUGUCCAAAGACCUGACUUGUCUCCUGUCCGGAAAGACGACCACGAUUCCCGAAUCCAAGACGAAAAGCAAAGAGCCCGAUAUCACCGUAUCCAUCUUCAAGGGGCUCCGCGAACUCACCCUCUACGAACCGAAUCUUUACCGCGUGGAAAUGGAAGACUUCAAAGGCCUCGAAGUUGUUCUCCUCCUUGGCGCUAUUACCAUCCGCGACGUAUACUUUACUUCGAUGAAAGACGCAUUCCACGUCACCAAACCCGCCCACAUGUCGAGUACACCCUCCCCGACCAAGACAAACUCCAAGCCCCUCCCGUCCGUCCCCGCAGCAUCAGGGGCAUUAAAUGCCGUCCAACCAAGGCCCGAGCCCCAACCGCAACCCCAACCACCACAACAGCCGCCCACUAAAUCCAACCGCCAACGCGAAGAAGAAGAACGACGCACCCAGCAACUGCUCGAAGAAGAGGAAAAGGCGCGUCGCAGACGCAAGGCAGAGCGACAAGCCGAAAUCGAUCGGGAAACUCGCCGUCUCCAGAUGCUCUACGGACAGGAAGAAGACCAAGUACGCAGACACAGACAGACGCCAUCGCUGCCUCCUCGUCCACAGCAGCCCGAACAAACCCUCCCCUUACGACCAGCCAACCAGCCCCAUUACUCUUAUCCUUAUCAAGACGGUCGUCAACGGCCACAGGCAGGCCCGUACAUGACUGCCCCAGGCUUGGAUCCGCGGCGCCAAUCAGCCGUGAGAUUUGCCUUGCCAGCGGAGACACCAGGACCGGCGGCAUCGUCACCGGCAUUACAGCCUAAGAAAAGUAGUUUCUUUCGAUUACGACGGUCAUCAGCUGAUGAGGCGAAGCUGAGCAAGAAAAGGAGUUCGAUGUUUUAGUUAAUGGUUCUGUUCCUGUACAUGUUUUUGAUACCCAGCUUGCAUUUCUUCUUGUACAUAGAUUUGUCCUUUUUGUGCUCGGACUUCGCUUCUUUCAAUCAAUAUUCGCUUCGAUAGGUACAGGUGAUGGCAUUUAGUAACAUUGCAUUUCAUUCUCAAAAUG